Molecule: messenger RNA, 5058 nt
Organism: Schistocerca serialis cubense
Lineage: Eukaryota; Metazoa; Arthropoda; Insecta; Orthoptera; Acrididae
Exons: 3
Coding region: 3714-4652 (312 amino acids)
Source: RefSeq, a predicted model, not a curated record
GGACCAAUCACUCUGUACAACAGCUUGAUGUUUUCAUGUGCUAAUAUCUUGCCUUGCUGAAUGUUAUUGUUUAAGAUGAUUUUAGUGCUCAGUAAGUAACGUGAAGUUUUGCUUUUACAGAUGUGCUUCAGAUGGAACAGGAGUUGGUCAACCAUAGACGCCCAAGAACUUACAUGUUUCGGGAAUAUGUGCAGAAAGAAAUUCGAGCAAAGUGAAAAACAUAAUGGGUUUAAAAAAUCGCAUAUUGCCCACUUAAACCUCUCCCUAAGUAUUUGUUCAGCAUCUUCCCUGUAAACGUCUUUAAACCAGUAAAUGCCGAGCUAAAGUUGCGUAAGAUUUCUUGACCGAUUCCACACCCACAAGGGAAAUUUCAUUUGGGAUCUCUGGAAAGUACUGUUAGCAUAUCUGUUUUUAUUCUUGUUUCCUGACAUGUUCCUCAUCCCAGAGGAUCUCCUCACUAUGGAUCAAUUGGAACGGAAAGUACAUCUAAUCUUAGUGUACAAUGCGAGCCGUAGGUAUAUACUUUGACGUGUGAUGUCAUAUGUCACGUAGACACAGUCUGUUACAUUUUGGAUUGUACAUUUCACUUGUAGUUGUGAGCCAAGUGUUUUGUUUGUAUUAGAUCAUUUAUUUCUUGUGGGUGGUGGCUUAGAUUGUGUUGCUUACUGGGCUAUAUAGAUGUAGUGGGAGAUAGCAAUUUACAGAAGAGAACGAUAUUGUGGAUUGUAUUGUACACUUAAAAAAGAAAGUUAUGAUGACAAACUACUGUAUCGUCGCGUGGGGCCUAGGUAACGUUUGUAGGCGAAUGGUUUUGCAGUGGUGAAGCGCCAACGAAUGACAGGAAAAUCGUAUUUUAUAUAUGAACUGCUCAUUGUGCAAUUCAUUAACAUCCCUGAUUAAAAUCGCUAAUUUUCCGCAUUAGUUUAAUACUUUCAAGUUUAUAAAUGUUUGAAGACAUUAAUAACAAAUAUCUUGCCAGCCCAAAAUCACCUAAUCCUGUGGGAGUCAGGUACUGUGUUGGAUUUUAUAAGUUUCUCUUGUAUUUAGUGACGCCAGUUGAUUGUCGUUUCUCAGCUUCAUCACAAUACAAAUGAUGUCGUUUUUUUAGUGGCAUAGUAUUAUGUUGUUAAUCAAUCUCUAAAUGACUCCACAUUGUACACCAACCAUGCCUCCUUUUGAGCUGCCACUACUCUCUACUUGUAAACAUCCUGUUUCCCCUAAGUUCUGGGGAUUGGGGAAAUUCGUGCCAUUUUGUGCUGGCAGACUCACAGACGUAUUAAGAUGACAUAUAGAAAGAGCUGAUUGGUUUUUUUAUACUCUGUGGCAUCUACAGUAGCUCCCUGUUUGUAUUCGAAAGUUUUGUGUGCUUGUGUUGAGACAUUUCCAUAUUGAGAGGGGUCAUGUGUAACUGCUUUACUAUUCAGUGCCACAUAAAGUUAAAGUAAUUCCAUAAAACAAGAAUGUUUCAAAAACUAGAAGAAAUUCACGCAAUAUGAAAGAAAAGUAAUGUGAUGUGAAGGCAGCAUUUCUCCAUAAGAUGCCUGCCAAUGAAACUCCCCUAGGGUUAUUGGGUCCAGUAAAGAAAAACAGGCCUACAAUCAUGAACAAAGUUUUCCAUCAGCAGUAAUCAGUGUUAUGUAAUCAGUGUUAUAAAUCUAUAUUCUGGGGUCUGGUACAGCCAGACUUACUACAGACCUAUGUCCAUGAUAAAAUACAUAGCUCCAAUGACAGUAUGUGAGCAAUAAUCUUGGAAAGAAUUCAACUCUCUCUGUAUUAUCAAAAGUUCUCAAAAGAGGAGACAUUUAAAGUUGUAAUUGCUAUGAAUGAAGAGAACUUGGGAACAGUGAAGAUUAUGGGGAAGCAAGGCUACAAACCAAGUGCAUUUGUGGAAACUGCUCAAAAAAUCAUUUAUGAUGCAAUCAUCUCCACUGCAGAUAAGGCAAUUAGCGAAUGGCUUAAAGAAACUCAACAAGAUGGGAGACUUCAGAAGAAAGCUGCGGAAAACAAAGAUGUCACGAAAUAUUGAACACGAGGUUGUAUCAUCACAUUACGUUCUGUGGACUCUUGUAUAUUUGUUCCUGCAAAGAAAUACAAUUUCCAUUGCUCAGUUUACUUAAAGGACACAUGAGGAUGGAUCAUACAAGAAGAGAAGAAUCCAGUUUGAGAUUGAAAUUGAAAUACUUGUGCAAGUUUCCCGGAUGCAGGAGUAGUUAUUAUGUAAAAACAAAUUCCAAACACAAGAAUAAACACUUCUAUAAAUUUCCAGUUGCAUCAAAAAGUGAGACUUUAAAGAAGUGGAAAUUGAUCUGUAAUAUAGAUGAAGGUGUCAACUGUAGUUAUUAUUAUGUGUGUGAGGAUCAUUUUCAUGAAGCAGAUUUUGUGAACUUUACUAGACACAGGCUAAAUCCUGGUGUUAUACCAAAGCACAUAGAAUUGGUGUUGUAUCACCCUCCCCCCACCCAUCUGUGUUACACUGGUGGUGGCAGUUUCACCAUAUCAGGUGCAAAUAUAAGUGUGCAUGAGACAGGUCACAAUGCAGAAUCUACAGUAAUACAAUGAAGCAGUCCCCUUUACAGAGCACAGAUGAUGGUGAAUACAGCUUUUUAUCCUCACCUGUUUAUGAUGUUGAAAGUAGUCCAGGUGUAAUGGGAUCUGGCGUUUCUAAACGUGAUUUAACUCCAAGAAAACACAAAAUGUAUAAACUGCAGAGAAUUACAGUUUCCAGAGUGUGUAAAUUGUAAAAACAGCUACAGAAUGAGAGGAAUAAAUUGAAAAAUCUAAAAGAGUUGUAUGAUGACAGGAAAUUUCAGUUAAUCGAAGAAGAGUUGAAUGAUGUGACUAAAACUUUUAGUGAUAGUCAGUUAAGAAAUGCCAAUAUGCAGUCCACAGCAGUACGGUGGUCUAUACAAGAUAAGGCAUUUGCUUUAUCUAUUUAUAAGCGUAGUCCCCAGUUGUACAGAUAUUUGGCCACAUACUUCUCCCUUCCAUCUGUCAGGCUGCUCAAGGGAGUGCUUUCCCACAUACCAUUCGAUACAGGACUUAAUCCAGCUUUAUUAAACUUUUUAGCAAGGGAAGUAAGUAAUAUGCAUGAAAAUGAUAAGUAUUGUGCUCUACUUUGUGAUGAAAUGUCUUGGAUGAUGGUAUGUACUAUGAUGCACACAAACAGCUAAUCUAUGGGUAUCAGGACUUGGGUCAUUCAGGACGUUCACCUGUAGCUGCAAGUCAAGCAUUGGUUUUUAUGCUGAACGGCAUUCACAGAACUUGGAAACAAGUUCUAGCAUAUUACUUUACUGCAACCACUUUCCACUACACCCAUUUGAAAUCACUCAUUGUUCACAUCAUAAGUGAACUACAGAAUAUUGGGUUCAAAGUGGUUUGUACUGUUUGUGACCAGAAUGCAACAAACAAAAAGGCCCUUAAGCAACUGUGUGAAGCAAAUUUGUUGAAGCCCAGUAUAUUUCAUUUUGUCGUCAAUAAUCAACCAAUUGUUACCAUUUAUGAUGUACCACAUCUGCUCAAAAACACUUGAAAUGCUUUGAUAGAUAAUAAAAUUCAAUUUGAACCUCACAAAGCAGCAAAGUUUGAGUACAUGAGUACAGUGUUCUUUUUGGAUAAAAAAAAAACGGUUGAAAACUCUACCCAAAUUAAAAGCACAACACUUUAACUUUUCUGAUUCCCAUGUCAAAAUUAAGGUAAAAGUUGCUGCUGCACAAAUGAGCCAUACGGUUGCAGCUGCAAUUGAAAUGUAUGUUUCUACUCACACAUUACCAUCUGAAGCUAUACACACAGCUGAGUUUGUGGAAAAGGUAGAUAAUCUCUUUGAUUCACUCAACAGUAAUGAGCAAUAUCCCAGGGAUGGAAAACAAUUUAGGUGUGCUUUAUCAGAAAAUUCGCCACAUUUAGAAAUGUGGUAUAGCAUAUUGAGGGAAAUAGGGAGAUGGCAAAUAAUAGAUUUAAAAACAGGAAGAAACAAGACUAAUAUGUUUAGCUUCAUAAAAGGUUGGCAGAUUACAUUACAGUCUAUUAUUUUCUUGUGGAAGACCCUGAAAGUGGUUGGCUUUAAGUACUUAAAUUUAAAGGCGUUCAAUCAAGAUGUUUCAGAAAAUUUCUUUUGUUGUAUAAGACAACAUGGUAUUGCUAAUACAAACCCAACUUGUUUUCAGUUUGUACAAGCUCUGAAGACUUGUGUUGUCAAUCAUAUGACUUUGCCUUUCAAAGCCAUGAGUGUAAGUAACUGUGAAAAUGAUGAUUACACUCCCUUAAGCAGUUUGUGUCACUUUUUGGCAGCUAGUGGUAGGAGUGAACAUUUAAGUGAAUGUCAGAUGAGUGACACUGAUACACCUGAGCAAAUUUAUUCUUACUCAGAUGGUAUCAUUGAGUCUGUAGAAGAUCAACAAUCCUUAGCCUAUGGAGCAGGCUAUGUACUAAAAGCCAUAGAUGUACCAGAUGAUUGUGAAACAUGUAAUACCAGUCUCUACUCCUCUGUUGUGACUGAAAAUCAUUUGUUUACCUCAUUUAAAGAGAAUAGUGAGGAGCAUUCUCAUUUGAAAUAUGCAAGUGAAAGAGUCAUGAUUUUCCUAAGGGCACUCCAUGAUCAGCUGUAUGAGUAUCUAAAUAGUCAUGGUCACACAAGACUACAUGAUAAUUUUUAAAAAAACAUUUGUUCUGUCUCAUACAACAAUUUGUAAUAAACAUGACAUUGACUAGAGACUUCUGAAGACAAGUAUUCCAUUUAUAAUCUACAAGUAUGUGAAAGAAAAGAAAUUUACAAACAAGAGGAAAUUGUGUAUGCAACAACUUAAAAAGAAGUUCAAAUCAUGUUAAAAGACUUUGUAUUUCAGUGUUUAUUAUGUGUACAAUGAGAGUAAGCUCCCUAUACACAUACAAAUGUUAUGUUAAAAGCAGAGAAUUACAUGUUCUUGUAUCAAAGUCAUGCCUUUGAUUUGUUAUGACAAAAUCUGGUAAUUCAGCAGGAACAUAACUUAACACUUUCUAGAUGUGAUGAUUGGACUCCAAAAGUAUGAUGAAUAAAGUGCUUUAAAGGGGAAUUUGUGUUAA